Phaedon cochleariae (mustard beetle) is the source of this 1788-nucleotide messenger RNA. Lineage: Eukaryota; Metazoa; Arthropoda; Insecta; Coleoptera; Chrysomelidae. The record is from the annotation of a GenBank genome assembly.
AUGAAACGCUGGUUAAAACCAAAUGUAUCCGCUUCAGACGAAGCAAAUGAAAGACCCUCGACUUCAAAGGUUAAACGUCGUAAGUUUUCCGACGAAUACUUAGCUUUUGGUCUCUCAAGUAUUACUUUGAACGGCGAAGAAAGACCUCAGUGCGUCAUAUGCUACGAAUUUUUGUCGAAUGAGUCAAUGAAACCGGCCAAACUUCGACGUCAUUUAGAAACUAAACAUCAAGAACUGUGUGAAAAAUCUAAAGCCUUUUUCAAAAUCAAAGCCACGGAAUUGAAACGAAGCAAAAAAACAAUGAUGAAGACUGCUACUGGAACCAAUAACGAAAGUGCUGUAUUAGCAUCAUACCAAGUAUCCUUAUUAGUUGCAAAAAGUGGCGAGCCUCAUACCAUUGCUGAAGAAUUGAUAUUACCGUGCGCUAAAAUUAUGGUUUCGGCUAUGUUGGGAGACAAAGCUUCGAAAGAAUUGAAUGUUAUAUCAUUAUCGAACAGCACAGUGAAGAAGAGAAUUGAUGACAUGUCCAAGAAUGUUGAAGAGCAGCUGAUUCUGAAUAUUAAAGCGAGCAGAUUUUAUGCUCUGCAACUAGAUGAGAGCACAGAUAUUAGCAAUGACGCAAACUUGCUUGCAUAUGUUCGUUACGAGCACAACGACAGCAUUAGUGAGGAUUUUUUAUUCUGUAUGCCUCUGCCAUCACACACUACAGGUGAAGCAAUAUUUGAAGUAUUGAACAACUCUAUGUCCACCAAUGAAAUAACGUGGGAUAAAUGUGUGGCAGUCAGCACCGACGGUGCUGGGGCUAUGACCGGUACACGAAUAUGUCUCCAGGCGCACGUGAAGAAAAUGAAUACAUCUAUUAUCUGGCAUCAUUGCUGCAUUCAUGGGGAGGCAUUAGCUGCUAAGAAUAUGCCAGAAGAAUUAAAAGCAGUGUUAGACGACUUAGUGCGGGUGGUGAAUUUCAUUAAAGCUAGGCCUCUGAAUUCCCGUAUUUUCGGCAUCAUUUGUGAAGAAAUGGGAAGCAUUCACAAGCAGUUGUUGUUGCAUGCUGAGGUGCGUUGGUUGUCUCGCGGCAAAGUUGUGUCGCGUGUUUUUGAGCUGAGAGAUGAGAUAAGAAUGUUCUUUUUGAACAAUUCUGUUAGCAGCGUCCAUAAACAUGCUGCUCACUUCGAUGACUUUGGAUGGCUCACAAUGGCAGCAUAUUUAGCUGAUAUUUUCAGUGCCCUUAACGAUCUUAACUUGGGUUUACAAGGGAGAGAUAACAACAUAUUCCAAGUUGAAGAUAAAAUUGAAACGAUGAUAAAGAAGCUUAACCUUUGGACAAAUCGUACAAUUCAAAAAAACUUCAAUCACUUUCCUAUGCUGUCAGCGUUUUUGGAAUCCUCUGGUGGUGGAGCAAUGUUGCCAACAGAAGUACAAGACGAAAUCAUUAAACACCUCCGCGCGUGGAAGUCUUCGUUUCGGAGUUAUUUUCCAUUACCGAACAAAAAUAAAAAUUGGAUAAUAAACCCUUUCAACACUGAUGUUAGUGAUAUAACAGACUUGACAACUGCACAAGAAAACCAAUUAAUAGAAAUUUUUUGUGAUUCAGUUUUGAAACGAAAUUUCAAAGAAUCGUCUUCAUCAAGUUUUUGGAUUAAUGUGAGAAAUGAUUAUGAGGAAAUAUCAGAAGAAGCACUGAAACAUUUACUGCUUUUCUCAACCACAUAUCUAUGUGAGAAGGCAUUUUCUGCUCUUGUAUAUACUAAAACAAGUACAGAAACAGACUACAAGUGGAAUCCAGUCUGA